Molecule: messenger RNA, 1027 nt
Organism: Folsomia candida
Lineage: Eukaryota; Metazoa; Arthropoda; Collembola; Entomobryomorpha; Isotomidae
Product: nucleolin
Exons: 5
Coding region: 1-894 (297 amino acids)
Source: RefSeq, a predicted model, not a curated record
AUGUCUAUGGGGAUAAACGCAGUGGCAAGAGCACGAAAAAUCUUAGAGGAGGCUAAGCCAGGAAGUCGAGAGUCUGAGGACGCACGAGCUUUUCUUCUUUCUCACCGUCGACAACCUGAAGUCUUUGACGCUGGAUUCGUCGUAGACGAUGAUGAGGAGGAACCAAGCGGACCUUUCACUGAUGAGGAGGAGGAUGAAGACGAAGAGGACGAGGAUUCUCCGUCUGAGCCAGAGGAGGAUCCUGAUUUUGUUCCUGCAAAUGAACAUUCGCAAAAACGGCUGAACCUCGUGGAUGAUUUGUAUGCAGUGCCUAAGUCAAAGCGCAAAGAACCUGCAACCAAAUCAAAGAAACUGGAGCCAGUUGUUAAACUGAAAAAAGUUGAUUUAUAUACGGAGCAGAAACGACGACGGGAAGCAAGGGAGAAUGCAGCUGAUGCGAAGAAGGUUGACGCUGCUUCCAAGAAGGAGCUAGAUGCCGCUCGUCGAAACCCGUUAAGCUUGUUCUACACUGGUCCUGAAGAGAAGACAGUCAAGGCUGCUGCCGCCGCUAACAAGAGGAAGAUGGCUGAAAAGGAAAAGUCCCCAGCGGAGAAGAGAGGUCGAGUCAAGAGUGUUCCGCCUUCUGCUGUUCCUGUUCCUUCAUCGGCGCUUGUUCCUGUUGCUCGUACUACGAUUCCUCCUGCAAGCUCAUCAUCAUCAGCUCCGGAGCAUGAAGCAUAUGUGCCUUCAUCAUCUUACAAAGGUCCUAUUUCGCUUAAUUUUGCUCCCGAAGGGGAAAGGAGUGACGAUCCUAGUGGACAAAAUAUUGUCCAUUGGGAGGGCCAGCUAGGUCAGGGGUUUUGGCUAAAACUCCAAACUUGGAGAAAAAAUGGGCAGGCUUAUGUCCUCUCUUAAGCUGAACAAGUUGGUUGGUCAGAGGAAGUAGAUUCUAAUCAGGGCGUCUAUAAAAAUUCGGAAGAUCUUAUAAUUAUUUCAAAUAACGAUUAUAUAAUGGGACAUACACAGUUUUUUCACUUCUUGCCUAUAA